Molecule: messenger RNA, 1029 nt
Organism: Alternaria rosae
Lineage: Eukaryota; Fungi; Ascomycota; Dothideomycetes; Pleosporales; Pleosporaceae
Product: Alpha/Beta hydrolase protein
Exons: 1
Coding region: 75-914 (279 amino acids)
Source: RefSeq, a predicted model, not a curated record
CCAGUACACUUUCCACAGAGAAAUGCCUUCUCUAUUCUUGAUCAAUCUUUACAAUAAACGGAUCUUCAAAAGACAUGUCGGCACAAACUACUCCAACGCAAUAUGCAGUCGUUAAAGGCACCAAAAUUGCAUACCGCCGGUUUGGGGCACCCUCUACCAUCCCGCUCCUCUUCUUGACCCACUUCCGCGGUACGAUGGACCUUAUCGACCCUCUCUUGCUGAACAGCAUUGCAUCUUCACGAACUGUCAUCAUCUUUGACAACGCCGGCUGCGGUCAUAGCUCUGGCAGCAUCGCACCUACUAUUCAGGAAAUGGGCACUGUUGCUGUUGACUUCCUUAGCGCAGUUGGAGUGACCAAGGCGGAUCUACUAGGAUACUCGAUGGGCGGUUUAAUUGCGCAGCGCAUUGUUCUCGACUACCCUCAUGUUGUCAACAAGGUGGUCUUGGCGGGUACGCAGUCGUCAUACACGGAAGGUUUCGUCCUACCCGAUGCGAAAGCUAUGGAGUUAGCUGGCGGAGCUGAUCCCAACGAGGAAGGCAUGCUGGACCUCUUCUUUUACCCUACUAAGACCAGCAGGGCGCUGGGACAUGCGUGGUGGCAGCGCAUCCAAGAACGUAACAUCGAAGGCGAAGAGCGCACGACGUUUGUGAAUCAGGCAGGGGGUCAGGUUAUGAGUGGCGCAAUCAUGCAGUUUGUGUCUGACCCGAAGUUGUUUGAAGGGUUGAAGCAGAUGGACGUGCCGAUAUUGAUAACGAACGGCAAGAAUGACAUCAUGACGCCGACAGCCAACAGCUUUCUCAUGCAGCAGAACUUUAAGAACGCGCAGCUACAUCUAUACCCUGAUUCAGGACACGGACACCUAUACCAGGUGCCUAAGACGUAUGCGAAGCAGUUGGAGUUGUUUCUGGGAUGAUGUCUAUUGUUGGAAAGAUGCUGGAUAUGAGGACAAGGUUCCACGGGUGGCUUGUUCGUCAUGAUCCCAUAGCGAUAGCCUUCAUCCUGAACGCUGUUCAAUUACUCAUUAGCUC